UAUUUGAACUCAAAAGUUAAGCGCAUUUCAAAUUCAGUGUGUGUACACCCUGCGCGCGCACACACACACACACAAAAAUGCACACACACUGCUGUGAGAUCACAUGAUUUCAAGGAAUCUGGAGACUGAAGUGAAAGUGAAAGUACAGCCGGGAACACCUGAACCCAAUAGUUUUGCGUCUGCGCGUUUGAAAGGCAGAUUUGGGGGUGGGGGGACGGGUGAACCACCCGGUUCUGGGCUUAUUCGGUAUUCCAAAAAAAACCGGCUUUAAUUACAGUAUAGCAAAAGCCGCGUAUCCGCAGCCCCGCCUUCUUUUUUUCAAACCGAAAGUAUGUUAUUUCGUAUCAAAGGAGCUGCGACCUUCUGGGGGCGAGAAGCUGACUGCAGCUCUCUGCUGUUAGGAACCAACCAGCCUGUGUCCGCUGCGGCAUGUAAGUAAGCUUCAUUAUUCCUUAGUUUACCCUCUCACUGCUCUCUGAAGCUGAAAUUGGGCUCAUAUUGGAAGAAUCCAAACAAAUUGAAAAAUCAAGAUGUCGUUUUUCCGUUAAGUGUGGGAUGUUAAUGACAAGCGUUUCCAAUAUUGUUGCAUUGAAUCCCAUCAAUUCCAGUGUGUCAUGAUGAAAUCCACCCCCUCCCUAUUAAAUAAAUCUGUUUUUACAACACCAUGCAUUUUUUUUUUUUUUGGUUCAACUUUCCGUGCAGCCUUUGUCCACCUUUGCUAAAUACUUUUGCAGCUUUUCGUAAUUUAAAACCUUUUUUGCAGCAUUUGCUGUUAUAUCCUAACUCUAGGACUCUGUCUUUGAAACUCCUCAGUCCCUGUAAGGUGCUGUUUCAGACCUCCAGCUCUGAUUCAUUUAUUUUUUAUUUUACCCAUUACCCCCUUAGAAUAAAGUAACGCUGUGUGAUUGCCCUGCACCGCUGCUCAAGCACUGUGGCUGUGAAAACCUCUGAAAUGAAACUUAAACAUCAUUGUCACCGUUUCUUUUCUUCUUCUUCUUCUUUUUUUUUUUUUUUGCGUUUUGUGAUGUAAUGCACAAAAAAUAUCAGCAGAAUUAUUUGUAUUUAUACACUGUGUACAACUGUGUAACGUUGGUGAGAGAAUGGCCUCUAUAAGCUCAUUACAAAUACUAAUGAGAAAAAAAAAUCAAAUAUACUCGGUGUGAUAUUUAUACACUCUGAGGACAAAAAAUGAUUUUAAGUAUUAAAAGUUACAAAUACACUACUCACUGCUUAGUAUAAACUAUACUAGUUAUAAAAUAUCAUUAAAACAUACUUAAUUUAAAGUUUUUGCAUGUUUUUCAAUAUUUUAUUGUUUUGUUGUGUUUAUUUCAUUUGUUUUUAAUUCUGCACAGGAGGGUUGUCGAAACACUUUUUUUUUUUUUUCUUUUUUUUUUUUAUGAAAACCACCAAAUUUGCAUUUUGUAUGCUAACUGGAAUAUUCUUACCUCACUCUUCAGAGGAAAUCAAGUUUUUUUUUUAAACUCUUCUUAGUCUGGCUUGAUUGAGAAAGUGAAAGCUUUCAGCCAUCAUCAGUUGAGUUGUAUCCACCCUCACCAAUGGUUGGUAACACACAAAUAAGUGGUUACUGAAAGACAUACACCCUCUCUAAAGCCAAAGAUAUGUUUCAGCUUAUCAUUUGCUUGAUUUCCCUGCAGCUUUAUCACUCUAAGAGCUCUUAAAACAAACAAAAAACCAAUUUUACAAUUUACAAUUUAUCACCUAACAGCUUUUUAGCAGCUACAAAGCCUCAGGAGUUAGUGGUCACCAAAAACAGAGCUAACUAGAGCAACUAGAAGUGCAUACCUUCCCCAGCCCAAAUUUUCUAUGUGACGAUACUACGCUGCAAUAGACACCACCCAAUGUUGUAAAACUGUAAAAUAUGACUUUAUAUUUUUAUUUAAAAAUUGAGAUCCACAUGAAGAGAUGACGGCAUAAAAACGUGUAAACCACAAAAUGAAUAAUGACUAUGCCACUGUCAGAUUUUUAAAUAAUCAGAGGAAACUGGUAAAUAAUGAGAGUUUACGUGCUUAUGCUCAUGUGAAAUACAGUGGAUUAAACAAGUCCCUCUGUCUUUCAGCUCAUCAGUGUUUUCAGUGACGACAGAGCGGCACUUCCUAUGUAGAGCUGAUAAAUCUUGAUUAAAUUCUCAGCAGCAUGGCAUCUCAAAGAGGACUGAGCAACAGAUGACCGGCCAGGAAGAAGUAAGUGAUGGCGGAUCUGCCAGUGAAAAGUGGAGCAACAGGUGGUCAAGGAGAGGAUUCUUCUGUGUAGAAUGGUCAGAGACAAUCUUAAUAGAGUGGUAGUACAGAGCCCACAACAGAACCACGCAGCUGAAACACAGAACCCGAGCGAACCCUCUGAAGAACAUCCGGGCCCCAAAUGGGAACAGAGCCCAGACGAGGAGAAACCGGAGAGCACAGAGCUGAGACAGCGGCGGCUGGAUUUACUGCGUUGGUUCAAAGACAACACUAAGGAAGAGGCUGAUUUCUGGCCAGCGACCGGAGCUGAUGUCGACAGCGUUCCCACACACCUCCGUCCUUUCACCAGUGAAGCAGAGUAUAAACUAGUGAAAAGUACUUAUCACCAGCUUCUGCACAGUGGUUACUACUGGGGACCAAUGACAAUGGAAGAAGCACAUGAAAUACUCAGACAUGCUCCAGCUGGAACCUUCCUUAUCAGAGACAGCGGCCAGCCAGAUGUUUUCUUCACUCUGAGUUACCAAAGCGAUGACGGCCCGACAAGCAUUCGUGUACAGCUGAACAAGCUGCUCUUCAGUCUUUAUGGAAGCCAGAGGACUUUUGCUUCACUCUUUGCUCUGCUGACUUACUACACCAGCUCGGGCUGUAAGCUGACAGUGCCCUACCGCAAGCAGCGCCCAGAGCGCCUGAAACAGAUGUGCAGGAGGGCCUUUGUACGUGCGUUUGGAGCAGAAAGCAUAAGUAAAUUACCCAGACUCAACACGCAAGUUAAAGGCUAUGUUCAUGCGUACCCUCACUCAAUAUAGAGACACACCUGUGUACGAAGUGCCAGUCUCUGUGUCAAGAGGUUGUGUUAUUGUAAGUAAAAAGAAUGUUCUUCAUUUUGCAAAAAUAAAUUAUGCAUUUUUUUUUUUUUUUUUUGUAUUAUAAAUGAGAGAUGACACAAGCAUGAUGAAAAAUCCCUGCAGUGACUGCCAUGCAUGAGAUGAUUGUACAGGCCAGCGAGUAGAAAGAAGUAACAACAGGAGACAGAAAUGUCUGUAACAGGUUAUUCAGUUCAGUUAGCUGUAGCACAAAUGGUACUCCUGGAGUUUGUUGUGAAGUUAUUUGCACACCUUCUGGUAAUGUUGUGUUUUGCAGAUUUCACUUGGCGUGUUUUUUAUCGUUGUGUUUUUUUAUGUACUGUCAGAAGUCACCGGUUAAUAUUUAUGCAACUCAAAUUUUAAACAAUUUCUCUGUAAAUGCUGCACCACUGCCUUUACAAUGACAUAUCAGGUUGUUUUGUCUAUGGUAUAACUGCAUCGGUUACAAGCCACAAGCUCAUGAAUGUAAGGACAAACCUGUCGUGAAAAUCCACUUGGGGUGAAGGUGUCUGGCUCGGUUCUUCUUUCGCUUUGUUUGUGCCAGCAAUUACACUUUCUGUCCUGCGACUUCAUUAUCUCCUCAUCUCUGCACAAAAGUGCUGUUUGUUUGGUAACAUUUGCUUAAUUAUCUCAAUAUCUUGAUACAAGCAGGGUUCUUUUGCUGUGCACAAAGGGGAAAAUAUUUCAUUUUCAAUAGAGAACAAGGGAUUCUAACCACUAAAUUGGUGUUAUGAUUCAUAUAAUUUGCAGUUAAUGGGAUCCAGCUAUUCCGCCUGUCUCGUGCAGUGCUCAGCCUGACUUCAGACCUUUUAUGAAGCUGUAGAUGUAGUUUUCCCAUUAGAGGUGGAAGCCUCUUCUUUUGUUAUCUCACAGUAAUAGGAUCGCUCCAUCUAUAGCUGAUCUUAGAUUCUGUAGUCUCUUCAAAAAAAAAGAAAAGAAAAAAAUGCAUGUACUCUGUUUGUCUAUUCAUUUGUUGCUGGUUUCCCCCCACCUGCUGUCAAGGGGGUUGCCGAGAACAGCUAAACAGAGCAGCAAAGUUGGUCAUGACUGAAUGUGGGUUUGUCACUAAUGAGUAUUUCAUGUGGACAUAUGAAUUUUUUUUUAUGUACAAGUAUUCAUUAAUGUACACAGCACAUAAUUAUUUGAAAAUCCAUGUGGUAAUGUGGUGGUGUGUUCUGAUGUCUUGUUUGAGUUGAAUAAAUUUUUUAUGAAGCUAAGGCUUAAUUACUGUCCAGAGAAAGCAGCUGCCUAACUUCAGACUUUCAGGGAUCCCUCAGUCCCUUUGGUUGGGUCACAAAUAGUAAAUAAAGGGAAGUACAAAUCAGUCCCAUUUUAUUUGUAGCCAUUGUAACAGUGUUGGUCUGCCUGUACACCACCAUCUCAACAGCUAAACUGAUGGUGCUGUAUGCAGGGGUGAAAGUAA
Messenger RNA from Archocentrus centrarchus (flier cichlid), 4484 nucleotides. RefSeq names its product suppressor of cytokine signaling 1b (gene socs1b). The coding region runs from base 2273 to 3004 and encodes 243 amino acids. NCBI's taxonomy places the organism in Eukaryota, Metazoa, Chordata, Actinopteri, Cichliformes, Cichlidae. The transcript has 3 exons. The record is from RefSeq and is a predicted model, not a curated record. Gene Ontology annotation, cellular component: phosphatidylinositol 3-kinase complex. Gene Ontology annotation, molecular function: 1-phosphatidylinositol-3-kinase regulator activity. Gene Ontology annotation, biological process: phosphatidylinositol phosphate biosynthetic process.